UGGGGUCCGCCUUCUGGGGGCGGGAACUGGCGGUGCAGUUUCGUCCGCGCAAGCGCAAGGAGGUGUCCGAGGCAGGAGGUGGAGGCUUCGGCCCUCUAGGUGUCUGGACCUUCCCGGGACUCUGGGCCGCGGAGUGACUGCGCGUAACUUUGGCCGGAGCAGACGCUGCUGCCCGGCGGCGGGUGGCCACCAUGUCCACUUUCCGGCAGGAGGACGUGGAGGACCACUAUGAGAUGGGGGAGGAGCUGGGCAGCGGCCAGUUUGCCAUCGUGCGCAAGUGCCGUCAGAAGGGCACGGGCAGGGAGUACGCGGCCAAGUUCAUCAAGAAGCGGCGCCUGUCGUCCAGCCGGCGCGGGGUGAGCCGCGAGGAGAUCGAGCGCGAGGUGAGCAUCCUGCGGGAGAUCCGGCACCCCAACAUCAUCACACUGCACGAUGUCUUCGAGAACAAGACGGACGUGGUCCUCAUCCUGGAGCUGGUGUCCGGCGGCGAGCUCUUUGACUUCCUGGCCGAGAAGGAGUCGCUGACCGAGGACGAGGCCACGCAGUUCCUCAAGCAGAUCCUGGACGGCGUCCACUACCUGCACUCCAAGCGCAUUGCCCACUUCGACCUCAAGCCCGAGAACAUCAUGCUGCUGGACAAGAGCGUGCCCAGCCCGCACAUCAAGCUCAUCGACUUCGGCAUCGCCCACAAGAUUGAGGCCGGGAAUGAGUUCAAGAACAUCUUCGGCACCCCCGAGUUCGUGGCCCCCGAGAUCGUCAACUACGAGCCGCUGGGCCUGGAGGCUGACAUGUGGAGCAUUGGUGUCAUCACCUAUAUCCUGCUCAGCGGAGCAUCCCCCUUCCUGGGGGAGACCAAGCAGGAGACGCUGACCAACAUCUCUGCAGUGAAUUACGACUUUGACGAGGAAUAUUUCAGCAACACGAGUGAGCUGGCCAAGGACUUCAUCCGCCGCCUGCUGGUCAAGGACCCCAAGAGGAGGAUGACCAUCGCGCAGAGCCUGGAGCACUCCUGGAUCAAGGCCAUCCGGAGGCGCAACGUGCGCGGCGAGGACGGCGGGCGCAGGCCGGAGCGGCGGCGGCUGCGCGCGGCGCGCCUGAAGGAGUACACCAUCAAGUCGCACUCCAGCAUGCCGCCCAACAACAGCUACGCCAGCUUCGAGCGCUUCUCGCGCGUGCUGGAGGAGGUGGCGGCGGCCGAGGAGGGGCUGCGCGAGCUGCAGCGCGGCCGGCGGCUGUGCCGCGAGGACGUGGAGGCGCUGGCCGCCAUCUACGAGGAGAAGGAGGCCUGGUACACGGAGGAGCGCGACAGCAUCGGCCGCGACCUGCGGCGCCUGCGGCAGGAGCUGCACAAGACGGAGGCGCUGCAGCGGCAGGCGCAGGAGGAGGCCAAGGGCGCGCUGCUGGGCGCCAGCGGGCUCAAGCGCCGCUUCAGCCGCCUGGAGAACCGCUACGAGGCGCUGGCCAAGCAGGUGGCGUCCGAGAUGCGCUUCGUGCAGGAGCUGGUGCGCGCGCUGGAGCAGGAGCGGCUGCAGGGCGGGGAGUGCGGCCUGCGCUAGCUGGGCGGCCGGCGGCCCUGCCCCGGCCCCGGCCCCUUCCCCGCGCCACUGUCGUCUCCAUCUCGGCACGCCGGGGCCCUGGCCUGUCCCCCAGCCCCGGUGAGGCCCACCCUCAUGGGGUCACCUUGCCCCACCCUGCCACCGUCAUCUCCUGGUGCCCAGCCGCCAGGCGGGCUGCUUCACACCCUGCUCCAGGGGACCCCGAAGGCAGCCACCCGGCCCUGCCUGCGGACCCCAAGGCCCUCCGCGGCAGGCGGGGACGUCCCCAGCCCGGGUGGGGCCUUCACGGGUGGCCAAGCCCGGCCCCUGUAGUCGAGGGGUCCCUGUGGACUCCGCGGACUCCGCACUCCCGCGUGCCGAUGUGCCUGCUGGAAGCCAAGUGGAAUAAAGUCGCCUUCCCUGA
Cavia porcellus (domestic guinea pig) is the source of this 1959-nucleotide messenger RNA. RefSeq names its product death associated protein kinase 3 (gene Dapk3). Gene Ontology annotation, molecular function: protein serine/threonine kinase activity; ATP binding. Gene Ontology annotation, cellular component: cytoplasm; nucleus. The record is from RefSeq and is a predicted model, not a curated record. The coding region runs from base 192 to 1556 and encodes 454 amino acids. NCBI's taxonomy places the organism in Eukaryota, Metazoa, Chordata, Mammalia, Rodentia, Caviidae. Gene Ontology annotation, biological process: intracellular signal transduction; protein phosphorylation; positive regulation of apoptotic process. The transcript is spliced from 9 exons.